Molecule: messenger RNA, 1503 nt
Organism: Alternaria rosae
Lineage: Eukaryota; Fungi; Ascomycota; Dothideomycetes; Pleosporales; Pleosporaceae
Exons: 1
Coding region: 1-1503 (500 amino acids)
Source: RefSeq, a predicted model, not a curated record
AUGUCCUCCAAAUCACCCGAAGCUUCAUCAUGCUAUCUCACAGAAGCGGUGCGCUCUCUGAGGACUGAAUUGGAUGAGCUCGCUAAUACCCUAGCUUCCGAUUCGGACUCCUCCACAGAGACGCUUGUCGGAGAUGCACCAGCAACACAGUAUGCUGACACUUCCACUGAUACCGAAACGAAGCCGAGUACUCCAUCAACAUCAACCAACGACGCCAGCCAAAAGGAAACUCGCGAAGGACACGCAUCCAAUUCCGACGAUACCGAUAUCGUGUAUCAUCCCCAUCUCCGCGACGUGAACAGCAUCCCCGAUCUUAGUUUCACGUUGACGGAACUCAUACAUGCUCCCAACGACAUCAUCAAACAGCACUACGGCGAUCGCAUCCACUUUUCCAGAUGGUACGCUGGUCAACCCUAUACAAUGGCCUGGUGCAUUAAAGCGGAUGACACACUCGAUCCUAUCGCUAUUGUCAUUCGAUGGCCCAAAGACUCAAGUCUUGAUAUUGUGAAAAAGGACCACGUCGGCGACAGCAUUGCCCAAGUGUCAAGACACCAUGAACGGACUAACGUCCUGAUGACAGCAGCCGACAACAUCCGUCUGAAAUUCGGAUGUGAUCAGAUUGGCUUCUACGACGGUCUUCAUCUUGUUUUGUUCGUAUUCAGCGAGGAUCCCCGGCCAGGUGUUGAUCUAUUUGUGGGAUGGUCGGAUGAAAUUCGCUCCAAGCUCAUCAUGUGGCUAGGAGAGGCUAUCAGGAACACGAACGUGCAGAUGUUGAGACCGCUUACGGGAUACGCGCUCGAGGACUCGAAUCUAGAAGCCUCGGCUCUGGAGCCUCCGCCGCAACGUUUCUUAAAUGACAAACAUAUCGACAACAGCGAGGAGAGAAACCAGGUACUCGAGCUCGGCGCCCAGUACGGUGGAUGUGCAUUCAAGAUUUACACAACCCUAAACGGCAAGGUCGUUAAAUCGGAAGACUUCAUACUCCCCACAGUCGACGAUUGCGCCAUCGCCACACCAGACGGUGUACUCAAAUCCUGCCAACGCACUUUACUCGAUUUUCUAGUCACGGCUGGUAAGAACCACGCUCCGACCCUCAAACACAGCUACGAAAUUGUUCCUGACGCCCUCACCUGGUUCGUGCGUAUCCCAGGCGAACGCAACGCGAAGGAUCUCGUUGGUAUAGUUCAGUUUGCUCCUGCCGGCACUAUCGUACCCGGCGAUUGGGGUCUCAGGAAGCUAGACCUUACAUUCACGAAUGGCGAAGGUGUCGUGCGCACGGCGAAGCCUCUCCUGGAAGGCAUGUUAUCAUUUGGACAGAAGCGGAAGUGCUAUUGCCUGGCGUUGUUCGAUUAUCACAAUGCCGUCUUCGUGACGCGCUGCAAGGGGACGAAGGUGAAUGCAAGCAUAGCGUUGAUUGGUGGCGACAGAAUUCGCAGCGCGUUUCUGCAAUGGCUGAUACGAGCAUUGGAGAUUGCAGACGAGGAUUUCGACGCAGUUCAAUAA